This is a messenger RNA of Strongyloides ratti, 984 nucleotides long. RefSeq lists its product as hypothetical. The coding region runs from base 1 to 984 and encodes 327 amino acids. The record is from RefSeq and is a predicted model, not a curated record. NCBI's taxonomy places the organism in Eukaryota, Metazoa, Nematoda, Chromadorea, Rhabditida, Strongyloididae. The transcript is spliced from 3 exons.
AUGUAUAGAUCUAAAUCCUUAAAUUAUCAUUAUAUUACAAACAAUUUUAUUGAUGGAAAAACUUUCAAAGACAAAAUUAAUGAAAUUAAUCCAUAUUCUUCUGUAUCAAUAUUAAAUAAUCAAAAAUUUUAUGAAAAUCAAAACUUUAAAAGAUGUAUAAAUUCUAAAUAUAAUUUACAAUUAAAAUUAAUACCACGUAUAAAACUAUCAGUAAAUUCAAAAACAUUUUCAGAAAAAAGUAAAACUUAUUUAGAUGAACUAAUAACUAAAGAAAGGUAUAAUAAUGAAAUACAAGAAAAUAUUAAAAAUAUAACUAAUAACCAAAUAAAUAAUGAUAUAAUUUUUAAAGAAUUCAAGGAAAAAGUUAAAUUUCGUGAUAAAAAAUUUGUUAAUUUGCCUAAAAUUAAUUUCACAACUUCAAUAGAUAUGCAAAAUAGUAUUAAUUUAAAUUCAAAAAACAUUAGUCAAAAAAAAAGACAUUCUGUAUCGCAAAUUAUAAAUUAUUUUAAUGAAUGUGGUGACAAAAGUUUGAAUUCUAUGCAAAAUAAAAAAAAUAUUAAUAUAAAAAGUUACGAAAAAAAGAAUGAAUCAUUUGAUUACAAUAAAAAUAUAAAUUAUACAAAUUCAAUUAAAAAAGAAAAAAAGAAGUAUAAUUUAGCAAAACUUGUUUUAGGAGCACCAAAAUUUACAAAGAAUAAUAACAAUUUUUGUAAUAUUAGAACAAAAAAAGAUAUAUUACCUGAUAAUUAUGAUCAUUCUAUUAUUAUAAAAAAUAUAAAUAGAAAAUUAGAUAAAGAUGGCAUCAAUAUAGAUGAACAUAUUUAUGAAAAAGUUCCCGAUGAUUUUAUAUCUAAUGAUAAUAUAUAUAUAAAUAAUGAUGUACCAAAUAAGCCAUUUAUAAGAACAUUUUCAAUAUUUCCACCAGAUUUAACAUUCAAACCUAGAUCAUUUAAGUCAUUUUUUUAUAAAAAUACUAUAUAUUAA